AUGCUUCCAAUAUUUCUCUGUCUAUUGUUCUUGUUCUCUUUAGAAGUUAGUUCAACUUCAAAAAUUGUUCCAUUCGAAAAUUGGCAAUGUGGAUUUUCCCACAACGAUGCUAAAAAAUACACAUAUGGACAAAUUUUGCGAAAGUGUCCGAGUUUGUUGUGUGAGUUGAGACUUUGAAUUUAAUUUUAUGAAAAUUUAGAAUGAUUUUUUUAGUUGCCUACAAUCAAUGUUGUGCUGCUCUCUUUGAUUGUUAUAGACAACAACAUGAGCAAAGUUUUUGUGAUUCAGUAUAUUGUGGAUGUCUUAGGGUAAGCUUCAGAGAAUUCCAACUUUUGGAUAUUCUGCCACGUAAUAACGAUUAAAGACAUCUACCCAGUUGGAACGGUUUUCCCAAAAAUUCCAAAAUUUUAUUUUUAGCCCAAGAUAGUUUUGACCAAAAACACAUACAAGGAUAAUGCAAAUAUAUUUUAUAUUGGAGUACUGUAAACAGAAAAUAUGUUUUGUGUGUUUUUGUGCGUCGGCGUGUAUGUGUGUACCAGAAAUGAUUCCUCGUUCAAAGCGUUUUAAUUUAUUUAUUUUUUUCUGCGAAUUUUUCGAAUUGAACUUCGGGAAAAACAGGUAACAAAAGCUCAAGAGAAGAGCUAGUUAAUUGUUGAAACACCUUAAAACUCAUUUCCAGCUAGGUAGCUGUCAUUAAAAAUCCAUAACUUUUUUGAAAUUUGUUGAAAAACAAAAAAAUCAGAUGACUUUUUUCCACAUCAUAACUAUUCCCUUUUUCUCCAGACACACGCAUACAGAAUUCCGACCAAAGACAGUUUGAAUUGUGUAUCAGAAUUCAAGGAAACGUGCGUGGCUCGUGCUCUUCUUGGAUUUUGGGCUUAUAACGAUGCUCCAACAUGGUCAAAACAUCCUGAAAUUUAUCCGAUAUCGAUUCCUGAAUUCUCCGAAGAUUAUAUGUUUUUAUAUCAGACUUGUCCACAAAAUUCACAUUCCUUGUAUUCUUGUUCAGUUCAAUUUGACACUUGUGAAAAAAUCGAUGAGCUUGAGAUUUGUGCCAUUGAACUUUGUCACUGUAUUUUGGAUUUGGCGGAGAAAAGUUCGGAAAAAUGUGGAAAAGAGACGAACAAAUACUGUGAAAAACUGAUGAUUUGUGAGUUUAGAAGAGAGAAUUAAUUUUGGAAACUUAAUUAUUGCAGAUUCCUCAAAAACUAUGGAAAGUCGGCAAAAAUUCAAUGGAAUUAUAAUUUUUCUCGGAAGUUUUACAACUGUAUUCCUUAUUUCUGGAGCAAGUUUCUGGAUUUGGAAGAAGUUCAAGAAAAAUGAAGAAAUAAAAAAGGAUGAUAAUUUUGAAAUGUGUGAAUAA
Molecule: messenger RNA, 1363 nt
Organism: Caenorhabditis angaria
Lineage: Eukaryota; Metazoa; Nematoda; Chromadorea; Rhabditida; Rhabditidae
Source: the annotation of a GenBank genome assembly